Messenger RNA from Hyla sarda, 2193 nucleotides. RefSeq names its product transmembrane protease serine 9-like. The transcript has 11 exons. The record is from RefSeq and is a predicted model, not a curated record. Gene Ontology annotation, biological process: proteolysis. Gene Ontology annotation, molecular function: serine-type endopeptidase activity. Bases 1 to 2193 code for a protein of 730 amino acids. NCBI's taxonomy places the organism in Eukaryota, Metazoa, Chordata, Amphibia, Anura, Hylidae.
AUGGAAGAAAUACAGAAUACCAUCACAGCUCUUCCUAAUGGAAAAUCAUCAGAUUCCCCGGUACCUUCCUCAAUGUUGAACUCCUACAUCACAGUGAUAUUAAAACCAGAUAAAGAUCCUGCAGAUUGUCCCAGCUAUCGUUCUAUCUCCCUAUUAAAUUCGGACUUGAAAAUAUUCACCAAAAUUUUAGCUAAUAGGUUGAGCGACAUACUCCCUAACCUCAUACACAAAGACCAAUUUAGUCGACUUCUUCCCCAGCUGAAGUCUGCAAUCGAGUGCCGAAAGGAUAAUAAUAUUGUUCUAUCUCGGCCUCUUUCUGUCGGCACAACCUCGUCCCCCCCGGUGUGCGGCUCCCCGGUGGUCUCCAGCAGGAUAGUCGGGGGCACCAACGCUGUGGAUGGAGAAUGGCCCUGGCAGAUCAGUCUGUAUUAUCGGAAUUCCCCUUUGUGUGGGGGGAGCCUGAUCUCCAGCCAGUGGGUGAUGUCCGCAGCUCAUUGCUUCCAAAGCUCCAUCAAUGUAAACGAUUACAUUGUCCGGCUGGGGAAAUACCGACUGUCCAUGACCGAUGACCAUGAAUAUAGCGACAAUGUACAGCAAAUUAUCCUUCACCCUAUGUAUAAAGGGAUAGGGGGCAGUGGAGACAUUGCCCUUAUGCAGCUGAAGAGCCCAGUCACCUACACCAAGUACAUCAUGCCUAUCUGUCUGCCAUCUUCCACCGUCACCUUCCCUUCGUGCAUGGAAUGCUGGGUAACCGGUUGGGGAGACAUCGGAUCUAGCGUCAAUUUACCAUCCCCCAAGACUCUCCAGAAGGUGUUGACUCCCAUCAUUGACCGAGAAACAUGUGACAAACUCUACCAUGUGGGCUCCACCACCAGCAGCAAGGUCUCCAUCAUCUUGGAUGACAUGAUAUGUGCUGGUUACAAAAACGGAGGCAAGGACUCCUGCCAGGGAGACUCCGGGGGACCCCUGGUAUGUAAGGUGCAGGGCGCCUGGUACCAAGCUGGAAUUGUAAGUUGGGGAUAUAGAUGCGCUGUGAUGAACCGUCCGGGGGUGUACACACUGGUAUCAGCCUAUUCAUCCUGGAUCCAAACCUACGUGUCAGAUGUGACCUUCAGUAACCUCACAAAUAUACCUCUCCCGUCCCUUAACUGUGAUACAGGAAUAAAAACCUCCACAUCAAAAGUAAGCAGUCCUAACCUCAAAACCUCUCCCGAUCAGCGCAGCUAUACCUCAGCCACAACCAGCAGUUCCCAAACCUCUCCCAACAAAGUCAACUACACCUCAUCCAUGAGUCCUGUGUGUGGCUCUCCGAUGGUCAGUAACCGAAUUGUAGGGGGCACAGACGCUGUAGAUGGUGAAUGGCCCUGGCAGGUCAGUCUGCGGUACCGGGGAUCUCAUCUCUGUGGAGGGUCCUUGAUCUCCAACCAGUGGGUCCUGACCGCUGCUCAUUGCUUUGAAUAUUCUGUCAAUGUGACCUAUUACACUAUCGUGCUGGGGGAAUACCGACUGUCCAUGACUGAUGGCCAUGAAGACUAUGCCAAUGUACAGCGAAUUAUCACUCACCCCACAUAUAAAGGGUUGGGGAGUAGUGGAGACAUUGCCCUUAUCCAGAUGAGGAUCCCAGUCACCUACACCAAGUACAUAAUGCCCAGCUGUCUGCCAUCUUCCACCGUCACCUUUCCUUCUGGCAUGGAAUGCUGGGUCACCGGCUGGGGAAACAUAGGAUCUGGUGUGAAUCUCCAGUAUCCUCAGACUCUACAAGAGGUGAUGACCCCACUGAUUGACUACAAGACAUGUGAUACCAUGUACCACGUAAACUCCGGUGUGAGCGCGAGCGUCAGCGUCAUCUAUCGUGAUAUGAUUUGUGCCGGGUACAAACAAGGGACAAAGGAUUCCUGCCAGGGAGACUCUGGAGGACCUUUGGUGUGUAAAGUAAAUGGUACAUGGUACCAGGUGGGCAUUGUCAGUUUUGGCACCGGCUGUGCUCUUCCAAACCGGCCCGGAGUCUACACGCUAACUACGGCCUACCAGACAUGGAUACAAGCCUACAUCCCAGAACUUCAUUUUACUAAUCUGGGGACUGUAGUUGGCCCUACUGUAGCUGGAAAUGGUCAAGAACUGGUGACUCUCGGUAAAGAUCUGGUGACUCUGAUUCUUCUUUCCACGAGUUUCAUGGUUUUUAAUUUAAUGUAA